Salmo salar (Atlantic salmon) is the source of this 2867-nucleotide messenger RNA. RefSeq names its product negative elongation factor complex member C/D (gene nelfcd). Gene Ontology annotation, molecular function: RNA binding. Gene Ontology annotation, cellular component: nucleus; NELF complex. Gene Ontology annotation, biological process: negative regulation of transcription elongation by RNA polymerase II. The record is from RefSeq and is a predicted model, not a curated record. NCBI's taxonomy places the organism in Eukaryota, Metazoa, Chordata, Actinopteri, Salmoniformes, Salmonidae.
UAUUCUGCCAAGCCACAAGGCGGCGCAUCUAACUAUGGACCUUCAGAUAUCUGAUUACUAGCAAGUUAGCUUAGGCAAAGGCUAUCUAAUUGUUUUGAAAACACACUCUGUAUUGUUUUCUAAAGUAUUAGCUAGGCCUGCUUUAUUAUAACUCGCCGUGUGCUUCACAUUAUAAACCCUACUCAUUCUCUCGUCAUCAUGGACGAGGAAUAUUACGAGAGGAAUAUUGGAGACUGGGAUGGUCCGGAUGGCAAUGACGACUAUGUUGAAGGGGAGAAUGAUGGGAAAGUUCAGGAGGACUGCCUACAGAAGUUCUCCAGCAGAGAUUACAUCAUGGAGCCUGCUGUAUUCAACACCCUUAAAACAUAUUUUCAGGCUGGUGGCUCCCCUGAACACGUCAUCCAGCUCCUGUCUGAGAACUACUCUGCUGUGGCCCAGACUGUGAACCUGCUGGCAGAGUGGCUCAUCCAGAUGGGUGUAGAGCCAGCUCAGGUGCAGGAACGGGUAGAGAAUCACUUGAAGAGUCUGCUGAUCAAGCACUUUGACCCACAGAAGGCUGACUCCAUCUUUACCGUGGAGGGAGAGACUCCUGCCUGGCUGGAACAGAUGAUCGCCCACACCACCUGGAGAGACCUUUUCUACAAGCUGGCCGAGGCCCACCCUGACUGUCUGAUGCUCAACUUCACUGUCAAGCUCAUCUCAGAUGCGGGCUACCAGGGGGAGAUCACCAGUGUGUCCACAGCGUGCCAGCAGCUGGAGGUGUUCUCCAGGGUCCUGAGAACCUCUCUGGCCACACUGCUGGAUGGAGGAGAGGACAACCUGGAGAAGAACCUGCCAGAAUUCGCUAAGAUGGUGUGUCAUGGGGAGCACACUUACCUGUUUGCCCAGGCCAUGAUGUCCAUCAUGUCUCAGGAGGAGCAGGGAGGGUCGGCCAUGCGCAGGAUCGGCCAGGAAGUACAGAAGUCUGCACAUCAGAGGGGGCAUGAUGCCAGUCAGAUCACCCUGGCAUUGGGCACAGCAGCAGCCUACCCUCGAGCCUGCCAGGCCCUGGGCGCAAUGCUGUCCAAAGGGGCACUCAACCCUGCCGACAUCACUGUGCUCUUCAAAAUGUUCAGCAGCAUGGACCCGCCUCCCGUAGAGCUGAUUCGAGUGCCUGCCUUCCUGGACCUGUUCAUGCAGUCACUGUUCAAGCCAGGCUCCAAGAUCAACCAGGACCAUAAACACAAAUACAUUCACAUCCUGGCCUACGCUGCCAGUGUGGUCGAGACAUGGAAAAAGAACAAACGAGUGAACAUCAACAAGGAUGAGCUCAAGUCCACCUCCAAGGCCAUUGAGACGGUCCAUAACCUGUGUUGCAAUGAGAAUAAAGGAGCCACAGAACUGGUGGCUGAGCUCAGCACUCUGUACCAGUGCAUCCGGUUCCCGGUUGUUGCCAUGGGGGUGCUGAAAUGGGUUGAUUGGACGGUCUCUGAGCCCCGCUACUUCCAGCUCCAGACAGACCACACCCCUGUCCAUCUAGCACUUCUGGAUGAGAUCAGCACCUGUCACCAGCUUCUGCACCCACAGGUCCUCCAGCUGCUGAUCAAGCUAUUUGAGACAGAACACUCCCAGCUUGACGUCAUGGAGCAGAUGGAGCUGAAGAAGACACUGUUGGAUCGUAUGGUCCACCUGCUGAGUCGGGGCUACGUGUUGCCUGUGGUCGGAUACAUCCGCAAGUGCCUGGAGAAGCUCAACACGGACAUCUCUCUCAUUCGCUACUUCGUAACAGAAGUGUUGGAUGUGAUUGCCCCGCCGUACACUUCAGACUUUGUCCAGCUGUUCCUGCCCAUCCUGGAGAACGACAGCAUUGCUGGAACCAUUCGGACAGAGGGAGAACAUGACCCUGUUGCGGAGUUCAUAGCUCACUGCAAAUCCAACUUCAUCAUGAUGAAUUGAGGAUGUAGCGGGAAGACCAGGACCUUUUGGUUAUGAGCCGAUCCCUGGAUGUGUUCUGCUGAACGAGGACUGGAACAUUGCCGAUUUUGAGGCAGACAGCUCACCGCUUGGGUGUAGACUUUCACCUGCAACUUUUUAUUUUCAAAUGUGUAAACACAUGACUUUCAGAAUUAGGAUGUAGUGUAUCAUUGCUUAUGUGGAGAACUCGUGCAGCUCCAUUCGUUUCACUGUAGUUUCCAUUAGUAUGAGCCAAAGUUGUCCAUUUUCUGUUUUGUGGUAAUAUGACUGACUGCUCAAAAGGUUUGGCCUUUUUCAUGGUUACCCUUUUCAAUUUGACAAGAAUCUUGACACGUUGGUUUUAUUAGUUACACACGUAGCAACAUCCACCAUUCAUUUUGUGGUAGUUCAGAAAAUGUAUCAGCUAUUAAAACACAUUUCAGUAACAGGCCUGGAUCUAAACAAAUUGAACUGUGGAAACUCAUGAAGACAAACAUAAAUUACCUUUAAGCCAAGUGCAGUGAGAUGUCAGUGCAUUUGUUUGAAUCCUGGCCUUGCUUUCAGAAUACUGAAAUCAUUCAGUUAAAUUUGCAUACAGCAAAAGACAAGUGGCAUCAGAAUUAAUCAAAGCUUCAACAUUUACAGCCACAAUUAGUUCUUCCUAGCCUUUUGAGCUUAAGCUAAUUGUGCACCUAAUAUCAGCAUUUGUACUUGUUCAGUAACAUUUUGUAUAAGAAAAAGAUCCAAAAGCACAUCAAGGCAACAUUUUUUUAAAUAACUUCCCCUUUCCUAAUUGUACCAUGUGGAAGUAGCCUGAGAUUGUCAUAGAAAACUGUAGAUAUACAAUGCUGCCUAUUCUGUAACAGCUUCUGGGGCCUCAUUUAUCAAUGCUGCCUACAUGCAAAAGUUGGCAUUCAUAAAAAACUGAAAAUGUG